GAGAUAUGGAAAAAAAACCAAAAAAACCGAAACCACGAUACCUGUGGAACCGCGUCCGUAUCGUAACUUUCUUCGCGUCCACCUUCUCUGCCAUUCUCCAUUGUCCUACUUUUCCUCCCUUUCUCCUAACCCACCUCUCCCCUCUUUUUUCCUCUCCCCCCCGUCAACCACACUCGCACCGCCUUUGCCAAUUCCUUCCCUGAGGGUGCUUCUCUUCAUCGUUCACGUUCCUGAAUUCGGUCGAUUUUUAUUCUUCUUGGAUCUCCACCACGGCGUGUGCCCUUUGUUCCUCGCCGCCGUCCAAAGCAACAUCGCAUUGUUGUCCCAUCGUCACGGUCUCCCUUCGUUGGCAACCUGCGAUUCAAGAUCUGAUAUCUUCCGCCUCCCGCCCCCCCGUCCCUGAGUCGCUUUCCACCACCACCUAGGACUCAGCAAGAAAAAGCGUCGCUUUGUGUUGCACUGUCGAAUUCUGCUCUGCUUCUGCCAGUCGAGUUUCUACCUUUGCGCAAUCACCAUUGUUGUGUUGCGCCAGAUCGAUACUCCCCCAACUCCGCCUUCGCCAACACACAACCAAAGCUUACGAGCUCCGCCUCUCGCAGCUUCGACACCAAGCGUGACCCGUUUCGAACACCGAAAAAAAAAGGUCCGCCUCUUGCUCGCAGCGACGACUCCAGUCCCCCGGGAAAAGGAGCCAGGUAACGAAACGAAUCCCACACCGCUUUCUGCAAACCGCGAUCACCUGUGACUUUCGCUAGUCAUGGCCAAUCCGUUGCAGCUCGCCUACCGAACCCAGAAGGCCAUCGGCGUCUUUGAUGCCGACCCUGUCUACGAAGCCCUUCCUGGAUUCACCAAGCCCGAAGGGAAUCUCCGGUGCUGUGUCUACUCGGGAUGCGGCCGCUACUUUGCCUACGCCACUAACGAGGGCGUCGUCAUCGUCGACGCGUCCGUCGGCCACGUCUUGACUUCGCUGCCCAUCCCUGCCGUCUACGAACUCAGCUUCUCCCCCCACGGUACCUACUUGAGCACCUGGGAGCGCCCCGCCAAGGAUGAGAAUGGCGAUGCUACCAAGAAUCUCAAGAUCUGGCGCACCAUUGAGGAGCUCGCUGAUGGUGCUGAGAAGCAGCCCAUUGGCAAGUUCGUCCAAAAGUCUGCUAAUGGCUGGAACCUGCAGUACACGGAGGAUGAGCGCUUCUGCGCGCGCAUCGUCACCAACGAGGUCCAGUUCUACAACAGCAACGAUCUCGGCACCGUGUGGAACAAGCUGCGCGUUGAGGGCGUCUCCGACUUUGCCCUCGCGCCCGGUAAGAACCAGAACGUUGCUGUUUUCGUCCCAGAGCGCAAGGGACAUCCCGCCUCCGUCAAGGUCUUCAACGUUCCCCAGUUCACCAGCCCGAUUUCGCAAAAGACCUUUUUCAAGGCCGACAAAGUCCAGCUCAAGUGGAACCAGCUCGGAACUGCUCUGAUUGUGCUGGCGCAAACAGAGGUUGACAAGUCCAACAAAAGCUACUACGGCGAGACCAACAUGUACCUCCUGAGCGCCAACGGCUCGUUCGACGCUCGCGUCACUCUUGACAAGGAGGGCCCUAUCCACGAUGUGUCGUGGUCCCCCAACUCCAAGGAGUUCGGUGUCGUAUACGGCUACAUGCCCGCGAAAACCACCAUCUUCAACCACCGUGCCGUCGCCACCCACUCCUUCCCUCUUGGCCCCCGUAACACCAUCAUCUUCUCGCCUACUGGCCGGUUUGCCUUGGUUGCCGGUUUCGGUAACUUGGCUGGUCAGAUCGAUGUUUACGACCUUGAGAAGGAUUAUCGCAAGAUCACCACCAUCGAAAGCGGUAACCCCAGUGUCUGCACCUGGUCUCCCGACAGCCGUUACAUCUUGACGGCCACUACUUCUCCCCGUCUUCGUGUUGACAACGGCAUCAAGCUCUGGCACGUUGGUGGCGGUAUCAUGUACAACGAGGACAUGGUUGAGUUGUACAACGUUAUCUGGCGCCCUGUUCCUGCUAACAACCUUCCCAACGUUGACCCGCUGCACCCCGUGCCCACUCCUCACCCUUCGGCUUUGGCAUACCUUGGCACUGUCAAGACGCCUUCCAAGCCCGUCGGUGCCUACCGCCCGCCCGGCGCCCGUGGCUCUUCCACUCCUCUUCACUUCAAGCGUGAGGACGAGGGAGGUGCCGCCCACUCGGUUAGCAAUGGCGUGCCUCAGGUCGGUCCUAAUGGGUUCGGCCGCCCGCGCCGCCAGAUUCCUGGCGCCGAGUUUGCCGAGCCAGCGAGACCUUCUGUUCCCGGCGCCGCUGUGGACGAUGAGAACUUGUCCAAGACUGCCUUGAAGAACAAGAAGAAGCGCAACAAGAAGGCCAAGGAGGGCCAGGCACAGGGCGAGGGCGCGACUACUCCUAACGAGGGUGGUCUUGCCCCUCCCCGCGAGUCUGUCGACGGCCGCAGCCCCGAUCGCAACCACCAGCGUCACCACUCGCGCAGCCAGUCGCGCAGCAACAACCUGGCUGUCCGUACUCAGAACAACCACCGCAGCCGCUCGAACGUGCGCCAGGCCAAUGCCCCUGCUCAACAGGCUGCCCCAGUCGUUGACGCCGCCGCAGCGGCUGCCCAGAGCGCCAAUGCGAAGAAGAUCAGGUCUCUUCAGAAGAAGAUCCGCGCUAUUGAGGAUCUCGAGAUGAGACAUGCUGGUGGUGAGAAGUUGGAGGAUACCCAGUUGAAGAAGAUCGCCACCAAGGGCUCUGUGAUUAAGGAGCUGGAGGCCCUGGAAAAGGAGGGUCAUUAAAUCAAAAAGGUCAUGCGUCGGGGGUUGAGAAGCUUGUGAGACGGAUGGAAGUAGAGUAGUGGUUAUCAAGUUGGGUAGUUGAGAGUUGACUUGUGGGACUCGAAAAUUCUUGUUUUGCUACGUUUCCCCAGCCAGUUGUCCGGCAUAUGUGAGCUUCUUUGUAAGUAGUAUGCGGCGGUUAUGACGAUGAUGUUGCUAAGAACGUAUCGCUGGGGUCUCUCUGUUCCGAGUUAAGCUACGCUGGCAGUCGAACUUAUGUCGGUGUGGUGCAUCAUGUUUUUUUUUGGGCAUGCGAUGAGAGGGAGAAAGUCCGACGCAGCAGGAAUUCACCUUGAACAUGUUUCACUUUCACCAAAGGGAAGGCGUUGAAGGAGUGGUUAGAAAAAAAAAGUAUAUAUCGGCAAAAUGAAGUUAUGGCAGCCUUCAGUUACGUUGUGUCCGUGAUAAGCGGUGAUAAGUAAUGAACCGAAGCCUUCGUCAGUCUCUAACAACCCCAAAGCGUCGUGGAACAGCUUGUGACACAUGUGCCAUGGACAUUCCAUUUGAAGGCUCGACAUGGUCGCCCGUCGAAGUGGUCAUACGAGUCAAAGGGCACCCAAAUCCGACAGUCCGCCGGUUGCAUCUCGCGAUGCCAUGUGCACGAGCGCAACGGGUAUGGAUGUUCGGACCUCGACACCACAGUACGAGUAAGUGAUCAAGACAAGUACAUUCAUGAGAACAUCAGCUCAUUGAGUUUUCAACAUGGGCGCGUCAGCGACAAAAAGAGCGCGACAGAUCAAGGUGCGCAGGUAAAUCGAUGGCAGAUACUCUCAGAUAACAAAAGAGUUUUGCGAAGUGGGUGGAAAUGUCCCAGGCAAAAUAUUUCUCUACUCCUCGACAGAGAAGAACAAAGGUAGAGGGUAAGAGCUUGAAAAAUUCUCUUCUAUCCUCCACUUUCCCCUCCAGAAUGUCAUUGCAGUAGACGGAAACCGGAGUGAAUAUGAAGGAAC
Molecule: messenger RNA, 3777 nt
Organism: Neurospora crassa OR74A
Lineage: Eukaryota; Fungi; Ascomycota; Sordariomycetes; Sordariales; Sordariaceae
Exons: 2
Coding region: 758-2788 (676 amino acids)
Biological process (GO): translational initiation
Cellular component (GO): cytosolic small ribosomal subunit
Molecular function (GO): mRNA binding; tRNA binding; translation initiation factor activity
Source: RefSeq, a predicted model, not a curated record